AUGAAUUCAAGGCUUAAGCAACGUAUACAAACAGCCAAGGAUGAAAAACGCUUCUAUGAGGCUCAUCAACUGUACAAGUCCGCCUACUAUCGCAGUAGUUCGCGUAAAACUAGUGGCGAUAUUCUUGAAGAUCUCUUAGAUGGUGUUAGAUUUUUUCUUGACAAUCAACAAUGGGAAUGUGGCAGUGAUCUAGCUUGUAUAUGCAUUGAUGUCAUUGUUAAAAACCAGAAGCCUAUUACAGACUCAUUGCUUAGAUCCCUUUGUCAGUUCACAGCAUCGAUGCCUCAGACUUGUCCCGAUCGGCUUAAGUUUAUCUCUAAGUGUCUUUCUCUUUUGGAAAAGGACGAGCUCAAGCUUGGUGCUUUCAAUGAAUUUCUUGGACGCCAGUUACUCAAAGAAGGUGCUUUUUCGCAAGCCAGAAGUCGUAUUAUGCUAGCUGGAGACGGAUACAAAGUUGGACUCUUUCUAAUCGAACUCCAUCAACUUCAUGGUUUAGUCUCAGAAAUCGACCUUUUUGUCACUCAGGCUGUUCUUCAACUCCUUUGUGCUAAAAAGACUGCUGUUGCCGCCCUCACUUUCCACACUUACACACGAAAUCAUCCCAAACUUGAAGCCGGACCGCCGUUUAUCCACUUUCCACUCCUCAAUUUUGUUUGGUUAUUGAUGUUAGCCAUUGAAAGAAAGCUUAGUUAUGAUGUUCUCUCUUUCCUCUGUAAUCAGUAUCAUAGUCAACUUAUGCGUGAUCCUAGUUACGCUGAGUAUAUUGAUAAGAUCAGUCAGUUGUACUUUGGAGUGAAAAAGCAGAAUGAUCCUAUCAAUGGGCUGAUGUCUAACAUCAUGCGAAUAUUCGGAGACGAGGGUAGUAGUGAGUUAACAACUGACGAAUCGCCGGCCUCAGGGUCUGGGAAAACAGCAUCAUCGCCGACUUCUAUGCUGUUUGAUGAUAUUGACUAA
Messenger RNA from Rodentolepis nana, 954 nucleotides. The record is from the annotation of a GenBank genome assembly. NCBI's taxonomy places the organism in Eukaryota, Metazoa, Platyhelminthes, Cestoda, Cyclophyllidea, Hymenolepididae.